Mycosarcoma maydis (corn smut) is the source of this 3564-nucleotide messenger RNA. RefSeq lists its product as uncharacterized. Lineage: Eukaryota; Fungi; Basidiomycota; Ustilaginomycetes; Ustilaginales. The transcript has a single exon. The coding region runs from base 1 to 3564 and encodes 1187 amino acids. The record is from RefSeq and is a predicted model, not a curated record.
AUGCCCACCGCGGCCCACCGGCCCAGCGAUGGGCCACCAUUCCAAGAUGUAUCGCAUCCAAGCCAACCAUCAUCAUCAUCAUCAUCAUCAUCAACUGCAGUGCCAGCAGCAUCUUAUCCCCCUUCGACGUCCAUAGCGCGCCCCAGUCCAAAGAUGCGUCCACGGCCUUUAAACAACCAACAUCAUCCCUAUCGCAUAGAGCUGCUCGACCUCACCCCCGUCUCGAUUUCCUUACUAUGGUCCACACGCCCGCCGCCUCUUAGUGCCAUCCCUCUCGAAGCGAUCAACUCGCAGCUGCGAAAACGCAACAAGCCCAGAUCUUCACCCAACGGCGCCGCUCGCAGCUCGUCUCCCGGUCGCUCCUCGGCUAGAGCUACGGCAAUAUCACCUUCUCCCACGUCUGCCACUGCAGCUGCUGUCUCUAAGUCCAGAAUUCCCGCAACUGCUCAAGCGUCAGCCUCGACGCAACCACUCGAAACACCCAUAUCCAAGCUCACAGAGGGUCUUGUCGCAACUCGAAGCUUGAAUCGCAAGGUCACAAAGAUCCGCCUUCGUCCUCCUCCCACCGUGCCAGUUCAGCUCAGAAGGAGCUCUUACAGCUCGGCUCCCUCCGAAUCGGCUCACAACUCUGCCAACGACGACGACGCUUGGCCUUCGGACGACGCUGCCACCGCCGUCGAAGAUGAAGCUGGCUCUGCUUCAGAUGCUUCCGACUCAGGCUAUGAGGGAAGCUCCGACGCCCGCCAUCACGUUACCAGUGUCUUCAAGGACCGAGUCUCGGUCAUCGUCAACGGCCAGGACUGGCCGCAUGUUUUGCUUGGAGAGCGCGGCUCCCACGAAGCCAUCGUCGUCAUCUUCGGCCUCGAGCCUGAGUCCGACUACGACAUUCAAUUCCUCGUAAAGGCCGGUCUUGAUGGCACCCACGAUGCUUUCCGCGCUACGCUGCGAACCAGGUCCGACCGCGACUCUUCUCGUUCCAUCGAUCCGGCUCCCCCCCUUAGGUCCUCUUCCCCCUCACCACUCAGCCGUCUUCCCGUAUCUGCACCCGAAUCCGAUGUCGCUGAAGCCCCGCCUCAGCGUCUAGCCGUCCUCCAAGCUGAGCUUGAAACCCUAGACGCCCUCAAAGCUUCUCUCGCCGCAGACGUCAAGCGGGCAAGAAAGGAGUCGUCCAAACAAGAAGCUGGUCUCCGCCACGAGAUCGAUGCUGUCAAACGUGGUAUGGACCGAAUGAGUGCGACCGAUAACCGCAGUCGCCAGAAAGUUUUGGCAUUGCAGGAGCUUAUAAAGCAGACCACCAUUCUCACCAAGGAGAUCCACGAGCAAGCCGAAGUUGCUGAGAAGGAGCAGCCCCAGUGGGAGGAACAGGAUGCUGAGCUCGAAGGCCAGGUGGAAACUUUGAGCAAGCAAGUCGAGGCGGAAGAAGCAGCAGCACAAGCAGAGUGGGACAAGGACGAUGCAGCUCUGGCUGCUCUUGAAAAAGAGCUUCGAUCUCUCGAAGCAGCGGCAAAAGCACUCGAAACUGAACGCGACGACUUGCGCGACGAGCAGCUCGGUUCCAUCCAGUCCGAGAUUGAAAAGAUCAAGGAAGAAGCCAGAGAAGUUCUCACCAAGCCUCCAGGCGGACAUGUCAGCAACGCUCGACGUGGUGGAGCUGCUGCCGGGGGCGCACAACGAGGUGGACAUCGUCAUGCCAGUGGACCCCAUCCAGCAGCCAACGUUAUGGGUCACAAGAACAAAUCAGGAGCUAGAGGUGGUAAGAUGGGCAGCUUUGGUAACCGUGCUGUCUCGAGUCCCGCCGGUCAAUUUAGCGGACCCGGAAACAACAGCAGCACGAGCGGCUCAGGCUUUGCUGGGGCAUCUCGAGGCUUUAUGCAGAGUUUCGGCAAAGGUUUCCGUCGCGGACAGAAUCACAAUCAACAGACCCAGAGCUUUGAUGCUAUCACUGCCACUGGCUUCACGGGUGCUGGUGUGUCAUCCCAGCAAGGUGCUAUGCUACCUCCAGGACAAGGCUACAUUUCAGAUCAAGCGAUGGGGAUGGGCGGCUUUGGUUCUAACGGGCCCUACGCCACCAUGGACUCGUUCUACAGCCAGCCACAACAGUCCUCACAAUUCCCUUCUGGUGUGUCCGAGGCGAGUCAGGAUGACCUGUACGAUCCCACGCUCGGCUUUGACCCCUACGAUCCGUCAAUCGAUGCUCGCCGCCGGUCAAGUUUGCCCGUGCCACAGCUCUCGUACAAUCCACCUCAGGUCAGACUGCCAGCGUCUUCGACAUCAACCACGCUCAACCCGACCAAUCCGGAAUUUGUGCCCUCGACUGGGUCGAAUCACGCUUCGCCCGUCAUCAGCAAAAACCCUCCGGUAGCUUCGGAUGGCAAGUUAAGCAUGAUCACCACCCUUCCCUCCGUUGCACCAGCGCAGACUGCCACACAGGCUGCUACUGCGAUUCAAUCGCCACCCGCUGGAGUAGCCUCCGUCGAGCAUUCGCCCACGUCUUCGUCCAGAUUCGCUUUCCCUCUUGCUCGUCACAUCCCUACCUCCAGCAUCGGCAGCAGCAACGGCGGAAAUGGCGGAGGGGCUCCAUCGCUGUCGAGCCAAUCCACGCUUGCAUCACCCAGCAACGCCAGCGUCAACCAAACCAACAUCCUGAACCUGCCACUCAGUUCCGAGUUCAGUGUGCCGCCUUCUUCCGGCAUGGGUUCGAGCCUGUUCUCCAUGGCAGCGCCAGGAGCGGCGAGCCCCUUUUCGAGACACUCGCCACUGCUCACGCAAGGCAUCGAUGGCUCCGGUUCAUCGAUGGGAUUCGCAGGUGCAAGUCCGCGCUUUGGUCCCAUGGGGCUGCACGCGCACGCCCUGGGUACGAGUGGCAGCGGUAGCGAUGACCAGGCGUCGUCAUCAGUACCGUUUGGCACCUCGUCCAAGUUUGGACCGCUGGACUACGAUCCGAGCAUGGACAGCUUUGGACGGGCGCCUGGUAUGUCCGGCGGUCUCAGCGGGGCGCACGGUUCAAACGCGCCCUCUGCGGCAGCACCCGCAGGUGGUCUGCCGCCAUUCAGCUCGAGCACUAUAUCGUCGAUCUUUGGCGCUAGCGACACUUGGUCUGCGCCCUCGGCGAGCAAUGCCAAUAUGCCACCGUCAACCGCUGGUUGGGUUACAUCAUCUCCUCCUCUCGGGAGCGGUAGUUUGGUUGCGAGCAAUUCGGCAGGAUCAGCUAGUGGUGGCGGCGAUAUCUGGUCAGCGCCAACACUGCCAGGCGUUUCGCAGUUAAGGACGAGGCUGUCUCUCGGUAACCUCAACUCUUCUUCGAAUACCUCGGGGUCUGGAUCGCCUACUACGGCUCCUGCUAGCGCAGCUGCGAACGGGCCUGCUGCGUUGGGAUCGUUUGCAAGCACGAGGAUGGGGUUGGGCGCUCUUGGCCAUGCAAGUGCGCCGAGCAGGUCUAGCCCUUUAGCCAGCCCAGUGGCUGCUGCUAGCUCCGCGGCUGGGGUUGCAGCCGAGCGCGAAAGCUCGGCCAAGGACACGGCAUCCACCACCAAUGACGAAGAGCUGCACGAGCAGCCGCAGUAA